UCCCAGGCCAGAGGCUCACACACAGCGAAAGAGAUGAGACCCCACGUCCUGCCAGGCGCAGGUUUGGGGCAUCCUCCCUGCUCCCAGCAGCAGCGGGCGCGGGCCCCGAGCGCUCAGCUCCUUGCAGGGCGGAGGGCGGCGCGAGGGAGGGAGAGAGGGAAGGGAAAGGCGAGCGUGAGCUGCCUCGAAUGCUUGGAAUAAUUCCGCUUCCGUUUGGAAAGCCGCAGCCUCAGUCCCGCCGCGCCCGCCGCGUCCGCCCAGCGCCAGCUCCGCGUCCCGACCGGCCCGCGGCUGCCCGCUCUGCCGCCAUGGCCACCUCCCCGCAGAAGUCGCCGUCUGUCCCCAAGUCCCCCACUCCCAAGUCGCCCCCGUCCCGAAAGAAAGAUGACUCCUUCUUGGGGAAACUCGGAGGGACUCUGGCCCGGAGGAAGAAAGCCAAGGAGGUGUCCGAGCUUCAGGAGGAAGGCAUGAACGCCAUCAACCUGCCCCUCAGCCCCAUCCCCUUCGAGCUGGACCCUGAGGACACGAUGCUGGAGGAGAAUGAAGUGCGAACGAUGGUGGAUCCCAACUCACGCAGCGACCCCAAACUUCAGGAACUGAUGAAGGUAUUAAUUGACUGGAUUAACGAUGUUUUGGUUGGAGAAAGAAUCAUUGUGAAAGACCUGGCUGAAGAUUUAUACGAUGGCCAAGUCCUGCAGAAACUUUUUGAGAAACUCGAGAGUGAGAAGCUGAACGUCGCUGAGGUCACCCAGUCAGAGAUCGCCCAGAAGCAAAAGCUGCAGACUGUCCUGGAGAAGAUCAACGAAACCCUGAAACUUCCUCCUCGGAGCAUCAAGUGGAAUGUAGACACCGUCCAUGCCAAGAGCCUGGUAGCCAUCUUGCAUCUGCUAGUUGCUCUGUCCCAGUAUUUCCGGGCACCAAUCCGACUCCCAGACCAUGUUUCCAUCCAAGUGGUUGUGGUCCAGAAACGAGAAGGAAUCCUCCAGUCUCGGCAAAUCCAAGAGGAAAUAACUGGUAACACAGAGGCUCUUUCUGGAAGGCAUGAACGUGAUGCCUUUGACACCUUGUUCGACCACGCACCAGACAAGCUCAACGUGGUGAAAAAGACACUCAUCACUUUCGUGAACAAACACCUGAAUAAACUGAACCUGGAGGUCACAGAACUGGAAACCCAGUUUGCAGAUGGGGUAUACCUGGUGCUGCUCAUGGGGCUCCUGGAGGGCUACUUCGUGCCCCUCCACAGCUUCUUCCUGACCCCAGACAGCUUUGAACAGAAGGUCUUGAAUGUCUCCUUUGCCUUUGAGCUCAUGCAAGACGGAGGAUUGGAAAAGCCAAAACCACGGCCAGAAGACAUCGUCAACUGUGACCUGAAAUCUACCCUGCGAGUGUUGUACAACCUCUUCACCAAGUACCGGAACGUGGAGUGAGGGUCAGACUGGACCAUCCCCGGAAGCGCCUUAUCCUGCUUACUCCUGUCUCCUGCUCUGUGCUCUCCUCCAAGUCCAGCUGCUCUUUUCUCAGAGAUAGUGGGAACUGAGAUCAGGAAGGAAAUGACCUCAGUGGGCUGACCUGACCUCCUAGGCUCUGAGGCUGACCCCACAAUGGCUGUGAAGGUUGUCCCAUCCUGGUACCAGGUCCAGAUUUCCUUCUGUGUAAUCUGGAACCGGCUUAGGCACAAGAGCCCAUCCACCCACCUACCCACCCUCACAAGAUGAAAACAAAGAUAAGAGUUACCAUUUAAUGGGUGUAACCUAUGGGCUGGGCACCAUGCUAAGUGCUCUGACCUACUCCAACUUGUGAAUACUCAUGACUCCCACUGAAAAAGAUGUUAUCAGCCCCUUUUACAGAUAAGGAAACUGAGGCUCAGAGAGGUUACGUGACUUGCUAGAAGCUGCCAUUUGUUUUGCUUCUUUGAAGAACAUAUUCGUUAAUAACUAGCCCAUUAUGUUACAUUCUCUGUACAUUCUGUACUUGCGUUUGCAUGUCUGUAUAUGCAUGCAUGUGCACCUGCGCCCUCCAAGAAGAUAGGACCCCUGAUCUCAGCACCAGGCAGGCUAGGUCAGGACUCAGUGGUUCACACUGAAAUUGGCAAAUCGAAUUUAGCCCAAUUAAUAGUGUGUGUGUGGCAGGAGCUGUAUCCCUCAACUCCUUUGUACAGAUGAAAAUUACUCUUAAUUCCUUCAGAUUUGUAAUAACCCCUUAUUCUAGUUUCAGGGUGACAUUUGGAAAGGAUUCUGUUUGAAAUUAAUGGAGUGGCACAUUUUGCAGCCUUUUUGCCUGAUUGCAUGUAAUGGAAGUGCCCUAUAUUUUCCUACAAAAUAAGUCCUUGAUUCAUUAUCGUUAGGCAAAUGUACAAUAUACCCAGGCACCGCAGAGAGCUGGGCACAGGCCCAUGCGAGCAGGGCUUGGGAAGCAGGGCUCUUCAACAGGGACUCUUGAGCUUUAAAGAAAGGAACUCCUUUUUGCCCUCUAAUUGAUCAUUUAGACCAUUUCUGGCGAAGUCUGCCCACAUGCAAUUACUGGCUAAUUCAGGCAAGCAAAAAUGCAAGUUAUUUAGACCCAAUCUGAGUAGGUUUCCUUGCGUGGGUUACCCGCAGGCUUGUGGUUACAUGGAUCCCCUCUACAUGAACCCAAGUUUGGAAUACAGGGCUCAAGUUGUCUCAGCCUGAAGGGCCUGGGAUAGGAAAGGGGCUGAAGGGGGGUGACUAGGAGGACAAGAAUCGUGGGGCAAAUACUUGCACACUUAGCAUACAGGGGGACAUCCUCAGACCGAGGGAUGUGGCUUGUGGUAUUUAACAUUUGUACUCUAAGUUGACCAAAGCCUUGGGAUAGGUAAUAACUUGUACUGAUAUAUCUUCAUUAUAGAAUUUUCUGAAGUAUGCUAGGUGGACACCAGCCUGUAUCCCCACCUCUGGAUGUCUGUGCCUACUUUAGUACUACUUGAGGCCCAGUCGCACAAAGCCCCUCUCUGAUUUGAGGAAUUGAUCGUGAUCUCUAUCUACACCACCCAGAGGGAGGCCUUCCGUCGUGUCCAAACAUUCCUUCCUGCUUUUCAUCAAUUCUUACUCUAUAGUCUCGCAGUCACUCAAAACCCAUAUAAUUUCAAUAUACUACUUAUUUCUGGAGAGAUUUCAUUCUAAGAAGUAUUAUUCAGCAUUUAAGAUGCAAAGAAAAUGUACUCUCUUGUGUCAAUCUGUGUAAAAGAAUACAAUCUUUUUUUACAUAAUUAGUGAAAUAAUUCAUUUGUCAUUAAGAAACACUAAAUACAGUACUAUCUCUGUUUGCUCUUUUUUAAAUUCCUGAUAGCAAUUCAGCAUAAAUAAUUACUUUGUCUCCUUGAGCAAUACUAAAGCAGAUGAAAUAAGAGAAAUGAACUCAUUUAAAUGUGCUUUGCUAUAUGAA
Bubalus bubalis (water buffalo) is the source of this 3402-nucleotide messenger RNA. It is a transcript of the gene PARVA, whose product is annotated as parvin alpha. Gene Ontology annotation, biological process: actin cytoskeleton organization; substrate adhesion-dependent cell spreading; cilium assembly. The transcript is spliced from 13 exons. The record is from RefSeq and is a predicted model, not a curated record. Gene Ontology annotation, cellular component: actin cytoskeleton; cytoplasm; focal adhesion. Gene Ontology annotation, molecular function: actin binding. Lineage: Eukaryota; Metazoa; Chordata; Mammalia; Artiodactyla; Bovidae. The coding region runs from base 189 to 1427 and encodes 412 amino acids.